UCAGAAAACUAAUUAAAUUAAACCUGUAAUGGAAGUUGAUAUUUUAACAUUUCAACCUGCCUUUGUCAGUGGAUGGGAAUUCAAUCCAUGUUACUUAUAAUAUAGAAUGUAAGCUCCAGCUGAUUGUAGUGUAUUUUAUUCCAGUCCACUUCAGGUGCCAGUAGUAUAUCACAGAAAGCGGGGGUUGCAGCAUUAGGUCUGGGUUAUGCUGGUGGGGAAGCUGUUGCUACCAUGGUAAAAGCAUUCAGGGAACGGCGGGAUUUCUUGGUUAAAAGCUUUGGACAAUUGAAGGGUGUCAAGAUAUCAGAACCCCGGGGAGCUUUCUAUCUCUUCAUUGAUUUCAGCUCUUACUAUGGAGGUGAGGCUGAGGGAUUUGGCAAAAUUGAGAAUUCCGAGUCCCUCUGCCGGUAUCUGUUGGACAAGGGUCAGGUUGCGCUAGUCCCAGGGGAUGCAUUUGGGGAUGACAGCUGCAUCCGGAUCUCAUAUGCAGCAUCACUCAAAACCCUUCAGGCAGCGGUGGAGAGAAUUAAGAAAGCACUCAUCUCACUCAGGCCUGCUGUCCCUGUUUGAUCGAUGUAGAUAAUUCCGGUGCCACCAUAGGCAAAAUUUGUUUUUCCUUUCUUAGGCUUCAAAAUGUUUAUUGGAAUAAUUAUUUGGAAACAAAAUAAGAUAAAGUAUGGUCAUCUGGUUUGGUUGGCUCUUUUUACCA
Messenger RNA from Corylus avellana, 709 nucleotides. NCBI's taxonomy places the organism in Eukaryota, Viridiplantae, Streptophyta, Magnoliopsida, Fagales, Betulaceae. The record is from RefSeq and is a predicted model, not a curated record.